UACUGAUAAGAUAUUAACGACGGUUUAAGAUAUGGAAUAUCUUAAACCAUGCUAUUAUUAUUUUAUGCUAUUAUAAGUAUUAACAUGCUCAAAUUGAUCACUGCAGUCUGCAAUGUACGGUUUAAAUACAAUUUAUAAUAGUUGUCUGUUUAUCACACAUGAAACAAGUUUCAUACAAUAGUUAACGAACCAGUAGUCAGUACCCAUAGAAAUUGAGGAAAACGUUCUAUAAUAGCGAAUUCCCAACCCAACCCUAGGUUAUAGGUAAGGAAUAGUGGUUUAUGAAUUUUGAUUACAGAUUUAUGAACACAAGUAUUUUGUAUAGAAUAUCGAUUUAGUUUAUUGAUAGUUUUUUGAGAUGAAAUGGAUGCCAUUAAAGAAGGUAUUGCAACAAGCAUACCUAAUGAAAUUAAGAAACGCAAGAAAAAGAAAAUAGUCAAAGACUCUAAUACCAAUACAACUGCCAUUGCUUCCAAGACUUUAAAUGAUGUUAAUCAUUCAUCAGAAUUAAAGAAAAUGCUUAAAGAAAAAAAAAAAAAGAAAAAACCAAAUGAGGUGGUGCUUAAAGAAAAAAAAAUGGUACUGGAAGAAGUGAUAGAAAAAACACUACCAGUCUCUAACAAUACUAAAUCCAAUGAACUGCAAAAAAAAGCACAAUCCAAUUUUAAAUGUUCUGUUUGUUCUAAAACAUUUAUAUUUCAUUCUUUAUUAGUGAGACACAAUACACAACAUACACAUGAAAAACCAUUUGAAUGCGUAAUUUGUGCCAGCUCAUUUACGCAAAAAGUGUCUUUGGAUCAUCACUUAAAAUUACAUUCUGGUGAGAAGCCUUUUGAAUGCAAAAUUUGUGGCUCAACAUUUUCAAAAAAAUCAAACUUAAGUACCCAUGAAAAAACACAUACUAAUGAAAAACUUUUAGUUUGUAAAUUUUGUAACAAAUCAUUUAAGCAAUCAUUUACAUUAGUUAAUCACGAAAGAACCCAUACCGGUGAAAAGCCUUUUCAGUGUAAUGUGUGUUUGAAAUCGUUUGCAAAAAAAUAUGGAUUGGAUGUACACUAUCGAAUACAUACUGGUGAGAGACCAUACUUGUGCGUAAUUUGUAACGGAUCAUUCCUUACCAACAGCGAUCUAAAGAGACAUACAAAAAGAAACCACAAAACAUAAUACAAAAUGUUGACAGUUAAAAGUAAUUUUGUACUCAUUUUUAAUUUGUACAUACCUUACAAUAUUAGAGAACUUUGAAAUAGAAUUUGGUUCUUCAUGUAUUUAAAAAUAAAUUUACAUUAUAAUAUAAUAUGUUAAAUAUGAGUGUAAUGUUAAGAACAUCUAGAACUAAAAUAAUAAUACCAAAGUUCUGUUCUCUGUAGUACUUAAUAUAAAUAAAUAAAUAUACACAUAAUAAU
This is a messenger RNA of Myzus persicae (green peach aphid), 1403 nucleotides long. RefSeq names its product gastrula zinc finger protein XlCGF49.1-like. Gene Ontology annotation, molecular function: DNA-binding transcription factor activity, RNA polymerase II-specific; RNA polymerase II cis-regulatory region sequence-specific DNA binding. The transcript has 4 exons. The record is from RefSeq and is a predicted model, not a curated record. NCBI's taxonomy places the organism in Eukaryota, Metazoa, Arthropoda, Insecta, Hemiptera, Aphididae. Gene Ontology annotation, cellular component: nucleus. Gene Ontology annotation, biological process: regulation of transcription by RNA polymerase II. Bases 364 to 1164 code for a protein of 266 amino acids.